AUGUCAAACUUUCGUCAUCCAAGUGCAACGCCAUCGAGGAAUCAGUCUGAUUUCACUAUGAAGGCUCCAAAACCACCAGAUCGCCCACUUGUCCCUUAUAUGCGCUAUAGUAGAAAGAUGUGGUCUAAGGUCCGUGCUGAGAAUCCCGAUGCUCAACUAUGGGACAUAGGUAAGAUAAUUGGUCAAAUGUGGAGGGACAUUUCGGAUGCGGAUAAGGCUAUUUAUCAACAUGAAUACGAGAUCGAAAAAGUUGAAUACGAAAAGGCUUUCAAAGCAUACCAAAGCUCCCAUUAUAAUUUUAAGACAAGAGCCAAAGCAAAUGAGAAGUCUUCACGCAGUCGUAUGGAAGUGGGUGGUGUCGUUAUUCAACCAGUUGAUGAAGAAGAUGCUGGGAAUGAACUUUCAUGUCGGCGAUUGGCUGCUGUGCGUUUCGAUCGCAACCAUCGCUUGAUUGGAGAUUUGUUUUCACCAGCAGUUGUCACAGAUACACGAACGAUUGUGGCUCAGAAUCGCAUGGACAUGCUACGAAAGCAGGCUCAAUCGUUGUCUGCUCACCAGAGCAAACUUGAAGAAGAACUUGUGAGGUGCAGUUUCCUUCGUCUGAGAAAAAGCGCCAAAUUGAAAAAGGAAGUUUGCGAAGAAAAGCCACAAUUGGAUGAGUCAAAAUAUGCUGAAAUGCUGGAAGAAAUGAAAGGUAAACUAAUGGAAUCUUAUAAAGAGUACAGGAAGAAGCAGGACGAAAUCAAUGCAAGGCUCGUUGAAGAAACACCAGUGUUAGCUGAACUAGUGAUGAAGGAAGAGGAAGCGUCUAUGAAUGAAGUAGUGGGCAAUGAAGUGGACAGUGAGAUCAAAGGAGUUGGGCAUAUAGAAGAUGCGAAUUCUUAA
Angiostrongylus costaricensis is the source of this 885-nucleotide messenger RNA. The record is from the annotation of a GenBank genome assembly. Lineage: Eukaryota; Metazoa; Nematoda; Chromadorea; Rhabditida; Metastrongylidae.